AUGCGUCCCGCUACCAACCCCCGCCAGCGUCUCUCGCUCUACACCAACAGCACUCUCGGCCACGACGUCUCCGCCGCCUUCAAAGCCUCUUCAACACGGUCCGCCACCAUCGAAGAGACACCCGCGCCGCCACCAUCUCCGGUCGACUUCAGCUUCGGCAGUACGCCUGCUGAGCGAGCCACCACCCGACGGGCGCAAGGCUCAGAAGCAGUAGCCUCCUCAUAG
Mytilinidion resinicola is the source of this 225-nucleotide messenger RNA. RefSeq lists its product as uncharacterized. The transcript has a single exon. NCBI's taxonomy places the organism in Eukaryota, Fungi, Ascomycota, Dothideomycetes, Mytilinidiales, Mytilinidiaceae. The record is from RefSeq and is a predicted model, not a curated record. The coding region runs from base 1 to 225 and encodes 74 amino acids.